Messenger RNA from Mycena indigotica, 540 nucleotides. RefSeq lists its product as uncharacterized. Lineage: Eukaryota; Fungi; Basidiomycota; Agaricomycetes; Agaricales; Mycenaceae. Bases 1 to 540 code for a protein of 179 amino acids. The record is from RefSeq and is a predicted model, not a curated record. The transcript is spliced from 5 exons.
AUGACUCUGAAGACCCAUAUGUGGGUGAGCCUCUGGUUCGUGCUGACCACGCCGAUUAUUCUUCUGGACGUCAGCUACUGUUUCUUACGGCAAGGCCGCACCGAGGGCGGCGAUCUCGCCUGGUUCUUCCUCCCUUACCAAUCGUACCAACACAUUGACCGCCUCUAUGGCAAACCGUGGUUCGACCGCGGAGACGGAUUCCCCAACGCCCAGUCUCUUCUGAACAUAUUUGAAACGACUUUGAACCUCCUCUAUGUUUAUGCUGCACAUAUUGCUGCAUGGCCUCCCGCGCCUCUCCUCGGUGUGGCGAGCGCAACGAUGACGCUGUCGAAAACGCUGCUCUAUUGGGCCCAGGAGUAUUUUUGCGACUGGUGCGCUGUGGGACACAACAGUGUUUCUGACAUCAUUAUGUACUGGGUUUCAACCAAUGUAUGGUGGGUCAUUGUGCCGGCUCUGAUCAUCUGGAAUUUGGGCAAAGACAUUGCAGCGGAUCUCCAUUUCGCGGCCAAGCUCGUCGCCAACCAAGCAAAGAUGAAGUAG